AUGAUGGCAUUUACCGUUACGGUUCCCUCCCUCGAAAUCUUUCGGCGCACUCUCACCGUGCAUCAUCCGAUGGUGGUGUACGUCUGGGACCAGCACGCCCUGCGAGAGUUCAUCAAGCGCCGGCCCAUGAUCGGCGCGUGUCUCCAGAAGGCGAUAUCGGUUGACCUGGUGAACAAGGUCGACCAGUCUCGGGAUCACAACGAGCACUACCGGCAGCUGCUCGCCGAGACGUUGGACGGAGGACGGGUCACCUCCACAGAGAGGAAGAACUUGCAGAGGUACCGGGAGGAUCACGGGAUCUCGAUGGCGGAGCACUUUGAGAGGCUCAAGGAAACCAACUGGACUCACAAGGAGUUCCAAGCAGGGUUUAGAGAAGGCGUCGCCCCCAAGGACCUUUUGGAGAACUUCCUCAAGUACGAGGCGUUGCUGCGGAACGAGCUGGCAAAGGGAGAGGGUUGGACAGCGGACAAGUACGAGGCCGGGAAGGGCAACAACUGGGGCGACCGUUAUGACGUGGACGGCACCGCCGUGCCUGACCUUAUCCCGUACGACUCGGAAGAGAUGGCGGAUUUCGUGGAGGAGGCGAGCAUCGCCGAGAAGGAGCGGUAUCGCUUCCUCCUCCUGGCCGCCCUCGGGGGAGGGGUGAUCCAGAAGGCGGAGAAGGAAAAGCUAGAGCUGUACCGCGAGAUGCACGCCAUCCCGGACGAGGAGCACAACCGGCUGCUGUUCGAGCAGGGCUGGAAGCCGGAGGAGUACGACGCGGGUUUCCACAAGGACAUCGCGUCGUCGCACUUCCAGCGAUACGCCUCGCUCGUGAAGCGCGAGCUUGACAAGGGGAAGGUUACUAGCAAGGCAAAGUCUAACCUCAGGAAAUUCCGGACCCAAGGCAGCAUCUCCCCCCGGGCUCACCUGUUGGCCGUCGAAAAGGAGGGUUUGUGUGGGGCUGGACGGCUGACGAGUACGAGGAUGGUGUCAAAAAAAGGGGUGACAAUACCAAGCCUGAGAGCUGACCAAGCCGAAGGGCUGAGAGAGAGACAGAGAGAGAGACCUGCGAGGUGGAAGUGGGCAACAACUCUCAGCGGGGGGGAAGGGGGGAGUGUACUCGUUGCCGUGCAUGCCGUGGACCGUUGACCUCGCAUCCUUACAAACCCGGGACGGAGGACGCCGGGUUUUUACCGGUUCAGGCUAGCACAUAUCACCAAGCGUGAAGGGGGAUGGGGAGUGAGAUUGCGGCUGCAGGUAGCGGAGUGGAUGCGCAUGUGUGGCCCGGCCUCCUCGCUUCGGAAACCCCGCGGCGGCGGCACGGAGGAUGCAGCAAGGUCUAGGAUUGUGAACGGGAAGCCUUGGAGGAUUCUUUUGUCGAUGAGCUCACCUCUGUGUGUGUCGUCUGUCUGUCCCUCUCUUUCAGUUGGUUGAUGUUGUUCUCGCACUGGCUCUAUUGAAAAAAUGUCAUCUACGGCUUUUUUUUUCUGUGCAACAGGGGGCACGAACGAAGCAGGGAAAACGGAUGCUUUGUUGAAACGGCGGUGUUCAACGAUAGGGUGGGGUUCUUCUAUACAGGCGGUUCGAUUGUGCAGUGGCAUGAGGAGAUUGGGGGGGGGGGGAUUACCCGCUGUGUAUCAUGUGCUGAUGCGAAGGUGGGAAUCGCAUCAAGCAUCAGGCUGGGUAGUGAAUAAUUGGUAUGAUUGCAGUUUCGUUGUAAUGCAGGGUGUAGACCGGGCCAUGGCGUUUUGACCUGCGUGCGCCAGAAAAAGCAAGAACGGGCCAGAGGAUUGACACACGUACGCUAACGUUGGUAUACGGCUGUGUCUGACGGGGUACAACGGGUCAACUUGUACGUCGUUCGUUGUCCUUCGACGUACUGGAGUGCUUCGUGUGCUGGUUUGAGGUACAAGUAGACACGAAGGGCUGCCGAUGGGUGUGAUGUGUGCUUGUCACUCCCCACACACGCAAGACGAGUUGUCCCGCAUUUGUCCCGCUGUACCGGAUGAAAAGAUAGAGGGACGCUGCGGCGACGGUGUAUUGGACGCACCGGGCUCAUUCGUGAUGUGGGUUGAGGGGUGUUGCAUGCACCCACUUUCAUCCAUGUGGCGAAGGCUCGUCUAUGCCUUGCCCGGGAAAACGGAGAUCACGGAGAUUUUGAAGAUGCAGCCUAUUCGGGUUUCGUACCAGCGUAUUUGGCGUGUUGGUUGCUCGGGGACGGGGGUGUGCAUGAAGCACACGGAAGUUUUACGGACGGCGGU
Ectocarpus sp. CCAP 1310/34 is the source of this 2243-nucleotide messenger RNA. Lineage: Eukaryota; Phaeophyceae; Ectocarpales; Ectocarpaceae. The record is from the annotation of a GenBank genome assembly.